AUGGCUGAGACUGUGACUGCUAUGAGAGAAGAGGAGGAUGGCAGCGCCGACCAUGCCGAUGGGGCUCAACCUGAGCGGGUCAAGAGACCGCGGGUGGAGGACAAAUGGGUCGAUGGACUCCUCCAGUACUUGUGGAGGGACCGAUUGACGCUGGUCUCCGACCCUCGUGGUGUCUUGGCACGGGGCACUGGAACUGGAAUGUGGGCAGCAGGAGAGGUCCUAUCAGACUAUUUCGCGGACCAUGAGGAGCUUUGCAGGGGAGCCACGUGUUUGGAGCUGGGUGCCGGCAUUGGCGUCGUGGGCCUGACCGUCGCACAUUUGGGUGCCAAGGUGGUGGUCUUGACAGACGUGGCGAGACAGAUCCCUCUCUUGGAGAAGAAUGCAGCGGCAAACGAAUUUGAUGGUCAGGUGCUGGUCAAAGAGCUCGAUUGGACCAAAGAAGAGCAGAGAUGUGGCCUCCAAUGGAAAGGAUGCUGGAGCUUGAUCGUUGGUUCAGAUAUUGGCUACGACCCAAGCCUCUUUGAGCCACUCUGUGAGACGCUGCGAGAACAAUGUGGCGACUCGACCAGGGUCCUCCUGGCGUUGGCCGACAGAGAGGAGGAGGGAGAACCGAAUGUGCAAGACUUUCUGGAGGCAGCAUCGCCAUAUUUUGAUGCGAGCGUGUUGCUGGAGAGACGCGCAGAGCCUCACCAAAGCCUCACGAAGAUUCUCCUCCUGAGGCAGAGGCGUAAGUGA
Messenger RNA from Durusdinium trenchii, 735 nucleotides. Lineage: Eukaryota; Dinophyceae; Suessiales; Symbiodiniaceae. The record is from the annotation of a GenBank genome assembly.